AGCAAUUGGUAUUAUGCGUUUGUGAACGUCACUGUGAAAAGACCGGGUCUAAUGCACCAAUUAUCGUAAUUAAAUCAAGCGCCUACUUACAUACACAUUAAAUUAACCGGAUUCAAGUUAUACAUACAAGAAAAUACAUCUUUUCCAACAAAAAAGAGUAAAAUGUCGAAACCAGAUGAAAAUGCAGACACAGGGGACACAGGAGACAAUUCGAAUGGAUCUUCGGCCGAGACCACAUCGUCUCGAGGUGGUGACUUCGAAACAAAACUUGAAACCGAUCGUAGUAAACGAUUCGAUUAUUUACUAAAGCAAACUGAAAUAUUCUCGCAUUUUAUGACAAAUAAUCAGAAGGACAAGGCUGGGAGCCCUUUAAAGAUCAAAGCUGGGAGACCUAGAAAACAGCCAGAAACCCAAGUGAAAUUCGAUUCUGGUGACCAUAGGCACCGUAAGACGGAACAAGAAGAAGAUGAGGAAUUGUUGGCUGAAAGUAACGCCAGUGUCGCGCCAACCACUCGUUUUGAAUCAUCUCCACACUACAUUAAGUCUGGUGAGUUACGAGAUUAUCAAAUACGAGGCUUAAAUUGGAUGAUAUCUCUGUAUGAGCAUGGUAUCAAUGGUAUCUUGGCUGACGAGAUGGGUUUGGGUAAAACUCUACAGACUAUCUCAUUACUGGGAUAUAUGAAACACUUCAGAAACAUUCCUGGUCCACACAUAGUUAUUGUUCCCAAGUCUACGUUGGCUAAUUGGAUGAAUGAGUUUAAGAAAUGGUGUCCGUCGUUGAGAGCAGUUUGUCUCAUAGGAGAUGCAGAAACUCGAAACACUUUCAUUAGAGAGGUUAUGAUGCCUGGAGAAUGGGAUGUUUGUGUAACAUCCUAUGAGAUGGUUAUAAAGGAAAAAUCAGUGUUUAAGAAGUUCAAUUGGCGUUACAUGGUAAUUGAUGAGGCUCACAGAAUAAAGAACGAAAAGUCCAAGCUAUCUGAGAUUCUGAGGGAGUUUAAAACUGCUAAUCGCCUUCUAUUAACAGGAACACCUUUACAGAAUAAUCUUCAUGAACUGUGGUCUUUGCUCAACUUUUUAUUACCAGAUGUGUUUAAUAGUUCAGAUGAUUUUGAUUCUUGGUUCAACACUAAUAGUUUCUUAGGUGAUAAUUCAUUAGUCGAGAGAUUACACGCUGUCCUUAGACCAUUCCUUUUGAGACGUUUAAAAUCUGAGGUAGAAAAGGGACUGAAACCUAAAAAAGAAAUUAAGGUCUACAUUGGUCUCAGUAAAAUGCAGAGAGAAUGGUAUACCAAGGUACUUAUGAAGGACAUAGAUAUAGUUAACGGUGCUGGUAAAAUUGAGAAGAUGAGAUUGCAGAACAUCUUGAUGCAGCUGCGUAAAUGUUGUAAUCAUCCAUAUUUAUUUGAUGGUGCAGAGCCUGGACCACCUUAUACAACUGAUGAGCAUCUUGUUUAUAAUUGUGGUAAAAUGGUUAUCUUAGACAAACUAUUGCCAAAAUUGCAACAACAAGAAUCGCGCGUUCUUAUAUUUAGUCAAAUGACCAGAAUGUUAGAUAUUUUAGAAGACUAUUGUCAUUGGAGAGGUUUUCAAUAUUGUCGUUUAGACGGUAACACAGCGCAUGAGGAUAGACAACGCCAGAUCAACGAAUACAAUGCACCGGGAAGCGAGAAGUUCAUUUUCAUGCUGUCGACUCGUGCGGGUGGUUUAGGUAUUAAUUUAGCAACGGCAGACGUAGUAAUUAUUUAUGAUUCCGAUUGGAAUCCGCAAAUGGACUUGCAGGCGAUGGAUCGAGCUCAUCGUAUUGGUCAACAGAAGCAAGUCCGUGUAUUCAGGUUUAUCACAGAAAAUACCGUAGAAGAAAAAAUCGUAGAACGUGCGGAAGUUAAAUUGCGUUUAGAUAAGCUAGUUAUUCAACAGGGGCGAUUAGUGGACGCGAAGCAGACAGCAUUGAACAAGGACGAAAUGUUGAACAUGAUCAGGCACGGUGCAAACGAGGUAUUUGCAUCGAAAGACAGCGCCAUCACGGACGAAGACAUAGACACUAUACUUCAAAAAGGUGAAGCCAAAACCGAGGAAAUGAAACAAAAAUUAGAAAGUCUGGGUGAAUCUUCUCUGCGUAACUUCACUGUGGACGCACCCACGGAUUCCGUCUACCAAUUCGAAGGUGAGGAUUACCGCGAAAAACAAAAGAUUCUUGGAAUAGGUAACUGGAUAGAGCCACCGAAACGCGAACGUAAAGCCAAUUACGCGGUGGAUGCUUACUUCAGAGAAGCUCUCCGAGUAUCAGAGCCAAAAGCCCCGAAAGCACCUAGACCACCAAAGCAACCGAUAGUCCAAGACUUCCAAUUCUUCCCGCCACGAUUAUUUGAAUUACUCGACCAAGAGAUAUAUUACUUCCGGCAAACGGUAGGUUAUAAAGUUCCAAAAAAUCCAGAGCUUGGAUCGGAUGCUGCCAGGAUUCAAAAAGAAGAGCAACGUAAGAUAGACGAAGCUCAACCAUUAACUGAUGAAGAAGUUGCAGAGAAAGAGAAACUGCUUACUCAAGGCUUCACGAACUGGACGAAGAGAGAUUUUAAUCAAUUCAUAAAAGCUAAUGAAAAAUAUGGUCGUGAUGAUAUUGAGAACAUAGCCAAGGAAGUAGAAGGGAAAACUCCCGAAGAAGUGAUGGAGUACUCGGCUGUUUUUUGGGAAAGGUGUCAUGAGUUACAAGAUAUAGAUAGGGUAAUGGCUCAAAUUGAACGAGGAGAAGCAAAAAUACAGAGACGAGCCGGGAUUAAGAAAGCCUUAGACGCCAAAAUGGCAAGGUACCGUGCUCCUUUUCAUCAAUUGAGGAUAGCGUACGGAACUAACAAAGGUAAGAAUUACACCGAGGAGGAGGAUCGAUUCCUCGUGUGUAUGUUGCACAAGCUUGGCUUUGACAAGGAAAACGUAUAUGAGGAGCUUCGUGCCACGGUCAGAUCGGCGCCACAAUUUCGUUUUGACUGGUUCGUAAAGUCUCGUACAGCUUUAGAACUUCAGCGGCGGUGCAACACGCUAAUUACGCUCAUAGAGCGCGAGAAUCAAGAGCUGGAGGAGCGAGAGAGACAAGAAAGGAGAAAGAAAGGCGGCAGUAUCGGUGCAAAACCUGCGUCCAAGCGAAAACAAGAGAACCUACCAGCUCCGCAAGACAAACCGCGGAAGAAGAAGAAAUAAAAAACUUAAACGGAGAUACGUUUCCAGUUGUCAUUUGGAAAAACGAAUUUAACCACGAUAUAAUAAUCUUUUCAUCGUUCAUUCUCCAUACAUUAAAACGAUCUGUCAUUGUUUAAAUUUAAGGAGAACCUGUAAACUUUUUUGCAAUUUCGCCACUUUUUCAUUCCCUGUGAAUCUACAUUUCAGUAUGAUUACGUUUGACUCGCUUUUUCUUAAUAACCAUCGAUAAAUAUUUGGAGUUAACAGGAGCAAGCAACUAACAAAGUAAAACAGAAAAGCGUUUUGUGGCACAUCGAAUUUUUCAUUUUUUUUUCUUUUUUAUAGUGUACGAUAGUUUCUGGUGAGAGUAUCCAAAAUAUUAAUUUUAUAUAUCCAUAACUUUUAAAAUAACGCUUUCCGCAGCUUAAAACUAGUUAUUUUUAGAUUCUACUCAUCAAAACCUAUCAUACAUCAUGAAAAAAAAGUCAGAAAUUCAGUCUAUCCCAAAACGAAGUUCAGCCGGAGAAAGUGUUUAUUAAUAUCGUUAAUAAACAUAUUAUUGUAAUGAAUGGAUUUUCACAUGUGACAUUGAGAA
This is a messenger RNA of Bombus impatiens (common eastern bumble bee), 3766 nucleotides long. It is a transcript of the gene Iswi, whose product is annotated as chromatin-remodeling complex ATPase chain Iswi. Gene Ontology annotation, molecular function: ATP binding; histone binding; ATP hydrolysis activity. The record is from RefSeq and is a predicted model, not a curated record. Lineage: Eukaryota; Metazoa; Arthropoda; Insecta; Hymenoptera; Apidae. Gene Ontology annotation, biological process: nucleosome organization; regulation of transcription by RNA polymerase II. The coding region runs from base 163 to 3192 and encodes 1009 amino acids. The transcript has a single exon. Gene Ontology annotation, cellular component: chromatin; nucleus.